ACUCACGUCUGCCGUCGAUCCCUUGGUUCUGCCUGAAUUGUUUGGAGGGAAAACAGAUGGUUGGUCAAACGAGGGGCGUCUGUCUGCAGGUUAGGGUGGAGUCAGUUGGACGAGAUGACCACACCCAGUCAGUCACGACUAAUGAACUAUGUAUGAUCACAUCCCGCUGAAUAUCCACCAAUCCUCAUAAGACUUGGGUUCGAUCCCCUGGUCACGUGGCUCGGACCGGGAAAUCUCACCUCAUUCAAAUCAGGGUGAAAUGCAUGAGUUUAAAAUCACAGCAACGAAUUCGUAAGCGAACUGGAUUCAUCCCCUUUUUUUUUGUUCCUCCAGUGCGCGCUGCUGUGACGCGCGGCCAUGAGCGCGCAACUGCACCGCGCACAGGAUGGAUGAGACCGGAAGCGAUGCGCAGAACAUAAGAUCCACGUCUAAUGUAAAACGCGGGCACGAGUGAGCUGGGAUCUGUUGUCGAGGUUUGGUUGAGGCUCAAGAGUCAAAAGAAAGAAAGAAAAACCUGAAGGGACCUGGAGCUCGGGUUUGAGGGAGAUUGGUGGAUUUUACACACGCAGACUUUUUUUUCUGGAGCAGCGAGCUGCAGCUCGUGGAUUCAGGGAAACUUGAAUAAUAAGAGAGAACCUCGUCGUCUCCAGCUGCUGUGAAGUUCUGACGGAGGAGAUGAGAAGAGAAGGUCGCUCCAUGAGACUCUCCUCCUGCUCCUCCUGCUCCUCCUCGCUUCUCCGGACGCGUCGGGUGUGAGCGCGGAUGUGAGUUUUGAGAAGCUCCACGUUUGGUUCCACCUCUUCUCUCCUCUCUCGAGCUGAAACUCGACCCCCGAGCUGCAGAGGAGCCGCGGGGGGGAGACGACGCCGCCGCCAUGGGACGGAUCCAAACACUGAUGUGAUGGGCUGUUGAUGGAGAGGAUUUCGAAUGUCAGCCGGGACAGUGGUCAUCGCAGGAGGAAUUCUGGCUACAGUCAUCUUACUGACCAUCGUUGCUGUACUGUGUUUAUGUAGGUUGCAGUAUUACUGCUGUAAGAGGGAGGAGUCUGAGAAGGGGGAAGAGGAGGAACCGGAGCUCGCCACCAUGUCGCCGUCCCGCCCCCUGGCUCUGACCGCCCCUCCCACGCCUCCGACGCCGGAGCACUACAGCGACGAGCCCGAGUCCUACCCCCCCACCUUCCUCACCGAGGCCAACGGGCCGGUGGGCUACUCCCCGACCCCGCCGCCCCGCAGGUGCCAGCGCUCGCACGCCUUCUGCCCGUCCUGCGCCCGCUGCUCACUGCCUUUCUACCUGCAGCACCCGGAGAGGCUGUGCAACGGCGGGCGCGGGAUCAGCUACAGGACUGUGCAGCAGCAGGACAUGGAGCUGCCCGUGGAUCUGGCCAGCUUCUACCAGAAGCUCAACCUCAUCCGCUCCGUCACCAUGAGGGAGGUGGUCACCCACAGCGUCAGCACCGACGUCUAGGAGCCGGCGCCGCCCUGCUGGCCUGGUGGAGCGGCGAACCUCUUCUCUGAGCCGGUGCCGCCUGCAGGCGCUCCGACUGACGCCAGCUGUACGAGUAGAUGUGGUGGUUUGCAGCACAGAUACUGAACUGUGCUGAACCAUGACAACGCUGAGGGCUUAUUUCAUCUCUAACAUCACGUUGAACACAAAGCGUUUCUUUCGGACUUGAAUGGACACAUUUUUGUCAGUGGAAACGGAUCCUUUUGACCAUGACUUUGUGUUUUAGAUAGUCAAGUAACUAACCAGUGUGUGUGUGUGUGUGUGUGUGUGUGUGUGUGUGAAAAUAUAAACCAGACAAUUAACAAUUUGAGCCUUUGUGAGUAAAGUUAACACAGAUUUAGUGUGUUUUGUUGUUUGAAUGCACCAGGAAAUGGGGGUAAAAAUGAAUCCAAGUCGAUGCAAAUGCGACUUUUCCUACAUAAGGCUAAUUAGCUAGCUAGCUAGAGCCUAGGCAGUUAGCCUGCGCUGUUGUGUCGUGUGUGUGUUUGUAUUUUAAACAGUGGCGACUGAAACGAGUGAAUCAAGUCGGAGCGAAUUCAUCUUGAACAACAGUUACUUUUACUGAAAGGGUGAAUCUUGUGUCGUUGUUUGGACACUGAGCGACAUGCUAACGCCGUUAGCUUGGCCCUGACGUGUUCUCAUCUGUUGAGGGAGGGGCUGGUCCGGUACGCCGCGCCUACAGCUGUGAUUUAAUAGUAUAAAUUCCUCUGAUUCUCUUUAAGGAUAAGUCCGUUAUGGUUGUUUACCGUUGUGUGCGAACCAAAUCUCAAAGUUUUGUUUGCGUAUCUAGAGCCUGAUACAUCGUAUUCUUCAGUAUUGUUUGAAAAGGAACAUGGUGUGUGUGACGCCGUUGCAGCGGGCGACUUGUUCCAUCGUCACAUGAACACACACUCUGCAGUUUACGCACAAGUUGUGGAUCAAUCCGCCGCUGAAACAAGUCCAAGUGAUGUUUCCUACAGACUACAUGACUUUGUGUUUGUGAUCUAUGAUCAGAAAACAUGAAGGAAGAAAGAACGGGCAAAUAUUUGCGGGAAUAACACGAACAAGACAAGUUUUCUUUAGUUAAUCACAUUGUUCACAUCACAGACUUUUACCUUCGCUCACAAAAAGCUACUUUGGUUCACAAAUUUUUCACCGUUUUCGAGUAUAUCAUGUUUAAAAAAAAAACAAAUCUGAUUUCCAAUAGACGAUAAGUCCGUUCCCGUCCUGAAUGUACAGUGUAUGUUCUGUGCGUUGGUUCUGUAGCGCCCCCUGUGGUUCACUGAUUAUGCAGAAAAGAUGUACGAGUGUUUGUUUCUGUCCGAUACGAAACUUUAUCAUCAGUUUGUUUCAGACUGAAGCUUCUGAGCCUCGGUGAAGCCGACGCCUCUCCUCAGGAUCCUGGGGGCGUGGCCACACUGAGGGCGUGGCCACACUGAGGGCUCGUCCACACUGAGGGCUCGUCCACGCUAAUGCGAAUAUAUUUAGUCAAACAAAACAUUUCCUCCACGUUUCGGCCUCUCGUCCACACCAGAAGUGUGUUUUAGGUCUAACAGAUUAAAAAAAAAAUUUAAAAAUUAUUAUGUAGAGGCAAAAUAUGAGUCUAGAAAAAAUAUCCAUAUUAGUGUGGACCAGGCAAAAUGAAUGAAAACACCUGUCGGAUAAAAACCAGAAACUGUGGAAGCUUUUCAGUCAUAUUUUCUUUUAAAAAAAAUUGUCUUUAUGAGUCAUAAGGAAGAAAAAAAUGUAAACUUCACCUCACUUUAAUAUUUUUCAGAUUUGAAGCCUCAAAAGAAGAAGUUUGACAGCUGAUUAUUCGUCUCCCCUUGUUUCACCCAUCGAAUGAUUUUGACCCAAAUUCAGAUUUAUAAAUUUUUUUCAUUUCAAGGACAUUUUUGGUUCCUAUUAUUGAUUACUUAGCAACAAAAGAAGAUGAAUCAAAAGAAACAUAAUUGAUCAUGAUAUUGAGUAAAUGUCAGAAAAUCUAUUUUUCUGACAUUUACUCAAAAUGAAUUUUUCAUAUUUGAGGAAUUGAAUUAUCGACACACAAGUGACAUUUUUUUUUCAAUAUUCUUGACUGAAACAUGAUUUAUGCUGUUUUUAUGGAGUAAAGCUGUGUCCUGGCUGAAGGAGCCACCUCACGGAUAUAAAAUUAUACAUAGGUAUAAAUUUCAUUUUCUGACUUGAGUUGAGUUGCAGAGCGACGUGGUGAAGAAACAUUUCAAAGGGCUUUUUCCUCCGAAGCGUUCGACGAUCUGACGACUGCGAGUUCAGAGGGACGAGUCUCAUGGGUCAGAGGUCACGUCGUGUCCGGGGACUUCCGCUCCGUCGUGAGAUCUAUGGAUGUUGGGACGCGAUGGAACUUUAGACUUCACCAUGAGAAGACUCCAAGGGUUCCACGGGGAACGUUGCAUUUCUGAUCAGAUGGAAUCAGCUGUGUUUAUUCUUCUUCGUGUGAUAUUUGUGAUUCAGUGUGUUUGUGAAUCAAAGUGUGUGUGUGUGUGUGUGUGUAGCUCGUCAUAAAAGACGGAGCAACGAUUGUGUCGCUUUCACUUUGUUUGUAAAAUAAGAUAAGAUGCCACACUGGAGUCUGUCGCCGCGCCGCAUCAGUGGAAGAAGAAAGCGACCAUGAGGUCACGUGACUGCGUCUCAUCCCCGUCAACACAGAAUAAAGAGGAUUCUGCGUCGGUGUUAAA
Scophthalmus maximus (turbot) is the source of this 4178-nucleotide messenger RNA. It is a transcript of the gene fam163b, whose product is annotated as protein FAM163B. The transcript has 3 exons. The coding region runs from base 928 to 1464 and encodes 178 amino acids. NCBI's taxonomy places the organism in Eukaryota, Metazoa, Chordata, Actinopteri, Pleuronectiformes, Scophthalmidae. The record is from RefSeq and is a predicted model, not a curated record.